Messenger RNA from Paracoccidioides brasiliensis Pb18, 306 nucleotides. RefSeq lists its product as uncharacterized. Bases 1 to 306 code for a protein of 101 amino acids. The record is from RefSeq and is a predicted model, not a curated record. The transcript has a single exon.
AUGGACGCUGAUCCACAGGGUCCUGUAACUAGCAAUCAUACGAAGACCGCAGUCACGGGCAAAGCGCACUAUGAACUAUUAUUAUACUGCGCUGGUUCUCAGCCCGAGCCACCUGAAUCAGGGGAGCGAAGCCAAUUCCAGCAGUUCCUAAUUAAUUAUUGCUUGGGCGUUCCCGGGAAUUCUUGGACCGCCGCUGACAAGCUGCUGGAAAAUGCGCAGCCACAGGAACAAAGCUCAGAAGCCACGGCCAGACAAGCUUACGCUGCGUACGGAGUAGGGACUGACAAGGCUGGCAACAGGAUUUGA